This is a messenger RNA of Mizuhopecten yessoensis (Yesso scallop), 1474 nucleotides long. RefSeq lists its product as uncharacterized. Bases 88 to 486 code for a protein of 132 amino acids. Lineage: Eukaryota; Metazoa; Mollusca; Bivalvia; Pectinida; Pectinidae. The transcript is spliced from 3 exons. The record is from RefSeq and is a predicted model, not a curated record.
UAAUAAAGCAUUGUUUUGGCGGGAAACACUAAGGUAAAUAAACAAACAGACAAUCUUGAGGAAAGUAAAGAAAGCUAAAAGGUGAAAAUGGUUUGGGGAGCUAUAGCAUCAGUUGGGUUGAAUAUAUUCUUUGGAUUUCUGUGGUAUUCCCCGUUUGGCCUGGGAAAGCUUUGGAUGAAAGCAACCUUCCCUGGAGAGUCGUUACAGCAGCUUCAGGAAAGCAAAAGUCCUUCUGCAUUGCCUCUUACCAUUUGCUCCAAUUCGGUUCUGGUGGCCAUUCUUCACUACUUUGUGGGACCCUUUCUGGGAGUGACCAGUGUUCCUGAUGCCCUAAAGGUCGCGCUCGCCUUGUUCGUGGUAGGGUCUUUCCUUGAUAUCCCACAUACCUUCUACAAAAGAGGUUCCUUCGUGACGUACUUGGUAGACCACUCUUACAACGCCGCUGUCCUUACAUCAACCUGUCUGUGCCUGGUCUACUUUGGCUAAGCCUCACAGCCAUGAUUAGAUUCCAUCAGAAUUAUUUUUCAUGUCUUCAUUUUCACUUUUAUCAUAUCUAGGGAAUAGCAAAAAAACACUGUUUUACAAUUUUUCACUGGAAUUGUAUUUCAAAAGAAACAUUGUAAUUCAAUUAUGUAUCAAGUGCUUUAUAUACAUUUAUUCAUUUCUCUGAGCAUUUUAAAUCUUUGGCAGCUGGGGUAGUUAAGUGCAAAAAAACUGCUAAAACACCUUUAUAAUCUUGUGUAACAGAACUGAUGUGUCUAUAGGGUGUAUUACUCAUUUGCAAGUGCUAUCUAGCAUCAUAUGUAAUUUGUGAACUAACACAUUAUACAUGUAUAUACCUGUACCUAUAACCAUACACAGAACAAAAGGAGCCAUACAUGUUAAUGUUAUACUAUUCAAGAUUAUAAAAGUGGAUUAAACAUGUUGACAUACCUGUUAUGCAUGCGUAAGAAAUGUUCAGGUUUUGAUCAUGACAAACUUUCUUGAAACAUUAUGAUCUGAUGAUUUCAUUUCAUCUCAAAUUUGUUUUGAAUGUUCAAAUUCUGCAAUAUUCCUGUGUGUACUAUACUGUAUUAGGAUAGUGUCUAGUUCCUGUUAGGUUUAUUUAGAUUUGUCUCUGUGUUUAUUACUUAUUAUAUACUUAAUUAAUCUCUGUGUUUAUUACUUAUUAUAUACUUAAUUAUAAUACUACAAAUAUGUGUCGGUAAUACUAAUAUCAUUCACUUAGUAUUUCUUCUUUGUUAUUUUUUUAGACCUAUUUUGGUUUUAUUUUGAUGUAAAAUUUCUUUUAUGUGCAAGACUUGUGUUGCUUGCUAUCUUUUUCUGUAAAUAGGCUGUUCAAUUUACCCUUGUGCCAUUUUGAAGACUUAUUUUCUGAAAUUUUAAGGAAGAAAUUCUGGUUUUACCUUUUGUUUAUUUGCAGCAUUUAAUAUUUUAUAAAAAAAUAUCUAAUAUCAAUAAACUUUUGUAUGGA